AUGAAAUAUUUUUCGAAACUAGUUUAUUUCUUUUUAACAAUUGGCUCAAAUACUGAGAGAAGAAAAUCCAAAUUAGAUUAUGGAAAUCUCGCCAUAAUAGUAUUUUAUUUUAUUUAAUUGCUUGGAUAUCUGUAUAGUUAAUUUGAAAGCAAGACCCAAGUGUUUUAUGAAAAUGAUUAUUUGGCUCAAAUUGGUUAAUACUCAUCAAUACCCUUUAUGAUGAUUGUUAUUCAUUAUGAUCCUUUUACAACCUUAGUUUAUUACUGUAUAUUCGGAACAAUGUGUUUGAUAUAUGGAAUUGUAAUAUUUCAGGUCCUUUUCAAAGUAAUAUAAUACUUAAUAUCUAGCAUUUGCCUCCAUCUAAUAUAAUCAACAGAUUUAUCAAGUUUUACUUUUAGAACUUUUAAUGGUAUUUUUUAACACCUUUUCAUGAAGCCAUGAUUGGCGUUCUAACCUGUGGACGUCUAGCAUAUUUGGCUGAACAUGCUAAUUUAAAUCCUCACAACUGUUUUGCAGAAAUAUCUCCCCAUUUUUUAGUCAUAAGUAUUCUCGGACAGAUUCUAGUUAUCAUCUCAGGAUUCCUAUCGCUAUAUUGCUUUAGAAACUACGAAUUUAUUUAAGGGGAUCUUAUGAGAAAAUUUAGCUAUUUCAACUUUUUCACCAUUUUACUACAUAUGAUUUUGUAAAUGACUUCCUUUUGGAAAGAAAUGUAUGAUAACUACAAUGUCAUCAUACAUUUGAUUUUUAAUUUGAUAAUGAUUGUAAUAUCAUUAGAUACGUUCAUCAAUUUCCCCUUCGGUUUUUCUUACGAAACUGUUUAUUUUAGUAAGUGCUUGUUUAGUUCUUCAUUUUUUUAAAUUUUGGUUGCAAUUUGGAUUUUCUCUGAUUUAGAUGAUGGCCAUAUAUUUUUAUCCUUCUGCAUAAUUUUACCUGUAAGAAUAUAAGUUAUUUUAGUUAAUAUUUGGAAUUAAUUAGACUUUGUAUGAUAAUUAUUUUGAUAACAAAUGUUAACAAUUCGUUAAGUCUAGACUUGAGAAGAUAAGUGAGCAUCCCUUAGAAGUUAUUUGCUAAUUAUGCCAUUCUGAUAUAAAUUAGCAAGAUGAUUAUUUUAUGGUUCUGAAAUAUUUAGGAAUUCAUUGCUAAAAUUGUUUAGAUUUGAUAUGUCCUUGCAAAUAAAAAAUUAAUAAAUUUAUAUUUAAUCAAAAUUAGUUAAAUACCAAUCAAAUUUAUUUGUGGGUUCAGUAUGAAUUUUAAUAGAUGAUCAAAUCUAUUAUGUAAAAUCCAAAUUUAUUCAAAUCAUUCGAAUAAUUAACAAUUAAAUUUGUUACUUUUCUCUAGAAAUAUAGAGAAAAUUAAGUUUUAUCUUACAAAAUAAUUCAAGAUGUAGUUUACACCUUUUAGAAAAUGAAUAUUGGUAGCACACCAUAUUUUUUUUUAAAUUUGGCUAAACACAUAUAAUACUAAAAUAAAUUUGAAAUGUAAAAUAUGAAUAAAGCAGGAGCUUAAAUAUCACAAAACGAAUAUUUAACAUUAUAAGAGUUUAAUCUUUUUUAUAGAUAUGAACAAAGUUUGGUUAGAAAUUUAAAUGAAUUGCUAAUAAAACAAAAAUAGUUGUGGAUUGAGAAAUUAAGAAGCUAAAUCUAAAUGGAUAAAAUUUUGGCUUGUUCUAAGGAAAUAAUGAAAAAAACAUUAAAUGUGAAAAAAAUAAUUAAGACUUUUGAGAAUUCGAAAGACAUCCAAAAAAAUGAUUCAAUCUUAACUUUAAGAAUAAAAUUAGUCAGUAGUCUGGUUUGCAUGGAAGAUAUCAAUGUGUCAAUGAAAAUUGCGCGGCAUAUAGAAAGCUAUGAAAAGGACCUCAUUAAUUAAAAACAAUAAAAUUUCAAUUCGAUAUAAUUUAUAUAGGGAUAAGCAUUGUCAGUAAUUUCAAAUAUAUCUACUCAAACAUUGGGUUGUAUAUCUCAAUAAGUAAAUGAUUAAUUUUGCGACUUUUUUGGAUAUGAGAGCAAUUAUGGGGCAUCACUUACUAAAAUAGAGUAAUUAUUGCCAAGUCAAUUGGGCAAGAUACAUAAUGGAUUGAUUGAAUCCUAUCUAUAACAAGGCAAGUCAACCAGGUUGUAUUAAAAUUCAGAUUAGUUUAUCAUUAAUUCUGAUAACCUGAUUGAAAGAGUUAAUAUUUGUCUGAGCUCUCUCUUCCCUUAUUAAAAUGGUUAAUAUCAGUUCUUAAUAAUUGGUCAUUUAUUAAAAAUGAUGAAAUAUGAGAAAAAAGAACUAGAUUAUAACAAAAGAGGAUACAUAUUAGUCGACUCAAAUUUUCUUAUUUUUGGAUUAUCUCGAAAUGUAUAUGAAAGAAUCAACUAUCAAUAUUAUUAUAAAAAUGAAAAAGACAUAGAAUUAAUAUUGCCUGAAUAAAUAUAUGAUUAAUUCAAUAUAUAGACCCUAAUUCCUCAAUUAUCUUAGGUGUUGGAAGAGUAUUACAAAUUGUUGGCAUUAAAAAAUGAAAAGAAAAUAUUGAGAUAAGAUUAAAUUUGUCAAAGGGAAAUAGGAGUAUUUCAGGCUCCGUCUGCUGGAUGUUCACAUUUCAAGACAGGUUCAACUGUUUUGACAAAAAAGUUUACAAAUAAAAAUAUGAUGAACAUUCUAAAAAAUGUAAAUUCCAGUUUGAGUAGAUUACCUACUAUGACCCAUAAACAAUAUCCCAUAGAAUACAGUGUUAUAUAAAAGGUGUUAAAUUAUGUUGAAAAAGACACCACAUGUGAGUUCUUAUAUUUUAUUAUCGAACUUGAUUUCUUAGAAGAUCCAAAAUUGAAUACUUCUCCAAAUUAAGUAAUUGCUCGAACUCCAGCACUCUCUGAAAUAUUGAGACGGCAGCAAAUCAAUAUUGAAUAGAUUAGACAUAAUUAGAGUAAUAUCAUAUUAUCUAAUGAUGAUAAUAAUGAUUAGAUGGAGUUGGUAGCUGAGGUGACAAACACAGGAACAAGAAGAAGUUCCAAUGAAAUUACAGAUCAACUAGAAAAAAUCAUCAUCUAUAUUAAUGAUACUGAAUUGCCAAAAUCAAUCAAAGAUUUUAUUGCGUAACUAAUAAUACAGAUUCUAUUAUUUAUAGCUAUAAUAGUAAUUAUUUGUAGUCUUUUCAAGUAUAAAAGGUCUAUUCAAUCAGAUUGCAUUGAAUAAAUCACUUAUGAUUUAAACUUCUUGGAUGCAUAUAGUGAAACCAUGUCAGGGUCUCGUCAUGUCAUCUACUACAGAGAUUUCUAUCCUUUAUAGAAUGACACUCUCAUACAUUUUAAUUUAAAUGAGAUUAAUUUUAGCAGAUAUGAUAAGAUAUAUGUGGCAUGGCAACAUAUAUCUAAAGGAAAUAUCAGAUUAAAUAAUAUGUAUGAGAGUUACACCUAAAUAGCUUAAAAGAGCCAAAUUCAACUCCUGACUAUUUACUUUAUAAACUUUGAUUUAAAAUCUAAAAUUCAAUAAGAAGUCUAAGAUUACUCAACCUAUUAUCAAAUAAUGCAUUAAACUUUCUAUCUUUAAUAUCAAUCAUUUUCCUCAUCUCCCUAAACCUACUUAUCUGGUAAAAGUGACUCUUACUUAACUUAAUUGGCAAGAUCCCAAGUUUAUUACAAUUUUUUUGAUGUAAUUGAAAGUGCAAAUUAGACUCUCUAAAUCUGUGAAUCCCAGAAUCUAGAAAUUAAUAAUUAUUUUGAUAAGGUCAUACUUUAUUACUUCUUGGGAAUGUAUAGUGUCAUCCUUUUAGUAUUGACUUCCAUUAUAAUACAUUACUAUAGGGUUUUGAAUUCAAUCAAAAUUUAUAUUAAGCUGUUCAAAAUGUGUGAUAAGGAGGAUUGCUAACAUAUAAUUCAUUUAUGUGAAUCUUUAAUAAGCAUGGUCAAUUACGAUAAAAUCUUUUUGAGGCAAUAAGACUUUAAAAUACUUCUGGCGUAACCUCGCCAUACCUUAGAUAAUGUUAAAAAGUCUUAAUCUAAGACAACAUUAGUAUUGAUUAGAAAGAAGAGUAAUAAAGAAAGACUAUUAAAAACCAGCUAAAAAAAUUUCAGCUAUUAUUCUAUCAUUAUGUUUAUAUUAAUAUCAAUAGGUCUAAUCAUUUACAUAUUGUCAUUUCAUCUAUUCUACAACCAUAUUAAAGACUCGAUAGCUCCAAUAACCUAAUAAGCUAUCUUAGCAUAGGAAUUCAGACUCAAUUUUAUUGCCUCAGUAAAUCGAUUUGAUUUAUACCUUAUUAAGAUGUACUUUGAAACCUAUUCAAAACUUAAUAAAAUAGAUAGAAAUUAUGAAUACACUACUUUAAACAUUUAAACAGAUACACAAAUCUUAUAAUUAUUAAGUAUUGAAUAAGAAACUUUGAAGCAGGAUUUGAAUAGACUAAAGAGUAUCAAUUUUGUAAAUUUAAUCUUUGACAAUGAUCAAACCAAUUCUUAAUUGAAUAGUGAUCAAUAGGAUUAAAUUUUGAAAAGUGAUGUUUGCAUCUUUACUGGUUGUGAUAUGCAAACAGAACUUUUCUUCGAUAGAUUAUAUUAGACUGAUUUGAUUCCUCUGUUUUAUACAGGUGUUUUGAAUUUGCAUAACAAAAUUUUAGGUUUUAUACAGGAAGCAUUUUAGUUAAUCUAAGAGGACCUGAGCGAUUUGGAAUUAAUACAAAAUUUAGAAAAUAUUUUUGAAGACAGUGACUAUCUCAUUUAUAUGCAUUGGGGUUUAGAUGUUAUCCAAUUCUAAAUAUCCUAAUUUAGUUAAUAUUUCUUAGAUAUAUCAAAAUAAACAAUUGAUAGUCUUACUUAAAACAAUCAAUUAUUAAUAGUUUCAAUCGGAACUCUUUUACUGAUUUUAAUUUCUAUUUUUUCAACAAUGCUUGUCGACCUCUAAUAUAAAAGAUAUGUGCAAUCAAAAGCAAUUAUAAAAUGCAUUCCACUUCCAAUAAUUUUUUAGAAAAAUAUCCCGAAACAUCUGGAAAGCUUUCGAAGAAAGUAUGAACAGUGA
Messenger RNA from Paramecium octaurelia, 4986 nucleotides. Lineage: Eukaryota; Ciliophora; Oligohymenophorea; Peniculida; Parameciidae. The record is from the annotation of a GenBank genome assembly.